UCACUCGCUUCGUCUCUCGUCACUGACUGACCCCUUCCUCCCCGGAGAAAACCCCUUCGGUUCAGGCGAUGUCGGCGGCGGUGCGGGGCGCGGAGUUCCACGGGUUCCGGGGCGGAGCGGCGGAGCGGCUCCCGAGGUCGCGGAUGCUCGGGAGGCCGCUCCGGGUGGCGCCGGCCCCCGCUGGCGGCGGCGGCGGUCCGUCGUCGGCCAGCGUGCGCGCCGUCUCAGCGCCACUCAAGAAGGAUGUGGCUGAGGUUAAGAGGAGCAAGGUUGAGAUAAUCAAGGAGAAGAGCAAUUUUCUGCGGUACCCUUUGAAUGAGGAACUGGUCUCAGAGGCUCCGAAUAUUAAUGACAGUGCUGUCCAGCUUAUUAAAUUUCACGGAAGCUAUCAGCAGACGGACCGUGAUGUUCGUGGGCAGAAGAAUUACUCGUUUAUGCUCCGAACAAAGAAUCCUUGUGGAAAAGUUCCAAACCAGCUUUACUUGGCUAUGGAUACACUAGCUGAUGAGUUUGGCAUUGGAACACUCCGAUUGACGACCAGACAAACAUUUCAGCUGCAUGGCGUUCUUAAGAAGAACUUGAAGACUGUCAUUAGCAUUGUCAUAAAGAAUAUGGGUUCAUCAUUAGGUGCCUGUGGAGAUCUCAACAGAAAUGUGCUUGCACCUGCGGCACCUUAUGUCAGGAAGGAUAUUCUUUUUGCUCAAGAAACAGCAGAGAAUAUCGCCGCACUUCUUACACCACAAUCUGGGGCUUAUUAUGACCUGUGGGUAGAUGGAGAAAAGAUAAUGUCGUCUGAAGAACCUCCUGAGGUCACGAAAGCUCGCAAUGACAACACACACGGAACAAAUUUCCCUGAUUCCCCUGAACCAAUCUAUGGCACACAGUAUCUGCCCAGAAAGUUCAAGAUUGCAGUCACUGCUGCUGGAGAUAACUCUGUUGAUAUUCUGACCAAUGACAUCGGUGUUGUUGUUGUUACAGACAGUGAAGGAGAGCCUGUUGGCUUCAACAUUUAUGUUGGAGGUGGUAUGGGUAGGACACACCGAGUGGAAACUACAUUCCCCCGAUUGGCUGAUCCACUGGGUUAUGUUCCUAAGGAAGAUAUAUUGUAUGCUAUAAAAGCAAUAGUCGUCACACAGAGGGAAAAUGGGAGAAGGGAUGAUCGCCGGUAUAGCAGGAUGAAGUAUCUGAUUGAUAGCUGGGGAAUUGACAAGUUUCGGGCUGAAGUCGAAAAAUAUUAUGGAAAGAAGUUUGAAGAUUCCCGCCCUUUGCCUGAGUGGCAGUUCAACAGCUACCUAGGCUGGCAGGAACAGGGUGAUGGAAAAUUGUUCUACGGAGUGCAUGUUGAUAAUGGUCGUGUUGGAGGGGAAGCAAAGAAAACUCUACGAGCAAUAAUUGAGAAGUACAAUUUGGAUGUUAGCAUUACUCCAAACCAGAAUCUUAUCCUAUGUGGGAUUGAUCAAGCAUGGAAAGAUCCCAUCACAGCAGCUCUUGCUCAGUCUGGUCUUUUGGAACCAAAGGAUGUUGAUCCCCUGAAUAUUACUUCCAUGGCGUGUCCUGCCUUACCACUGUGCCCUCUAGCUCAAACAGAAGCCGAACGAGGGAUUCUACCUAUUCUUAAACGAAUUAGAGCAGUUUUUGACAAGGUUGGCAUCAAGGGUCACGAGUCAGUAGUCGUGAGGAUAACUGGCUGCCCUAAUGGAUGUGCUAGACCAUAUAUGGCAGAGGUUGGGUUUGUUGGUGAUGGUCCAAACAGUUACCAGAUAUGGCUUGGAGGAACACCAAACCAGAGUACACUAGCUGAAACAUUUAUGAAUAAGGUGAAGCUUCAAGACAUUGAGAAGGUUUUGGAACCAUUGUUUUCCUAUUGGAACAGUGCACGUCAGGAAGGUGAAUCUUUUGGUAGCUUCACACGCCGAACGGGAUUUGACAAAUUGAAAGAGGUAGUGAACAAGUGGGGAGAGUCAGCAUCGGCCGCAUGAUGGCCUGCUUUUGCUGGACAAGUUGAGGACAAUUCUGAUCACGUGUCAAUGUAAUCGUCAAUUUCUCUCCACACGACGACAACAUAAUCAAAGCAGGAGAUAAUUUUGUCAAUUUCGUUGACAAGUAGAAGACGAUGAUGACUCGGGUCUGGAACUGCUCCUUACGUUCGUUGAGAUGAGUGAUCAAUUUUUUUGUGUACUCUGUCUGAAAAAAAAAACGUGCUUCUGAGAAAAAAGAAACUUCUCUGGCGGUUAAUUUUGGAAUAAAAUGCUUGAAAAUGUACUGAAUAAAAUUUUCCAUGGUAGUAUUGUUCUCCCUCAUUCUUUUUUGAGAUUGGGC
Messenger RNA from Oryza brachyantha (malo sina), 2319 nucleotides. Its product is annotated as sulfite reductase [ferredoxin], chloroplastic. Gene Ontology annotation, cellular component: chloroplast stroma; sulfite reductase complex (NADPH). Lineage: Eukaryota; Viridiplantae; Streptophyta; Magnoliopsida; Poales; Poaceae. Bases 69 to 1979 code for a protein of 636 amino acids. The record is from RefSeq and is a predicted model, not a curated record. The transcript is spliced from 8 exons. Gene Ontology annotation, molecular function: heme binding; 4 iron, 4 sulfur cluster binding; sulfite reductase (ferredoxin) activity. Gene Ontology annotation, biological process: sulfate assimilation.